GCUUUCGUUCUAUUCACGGACGGCCGUGGCCAAGUACCCUGGUUUACACUUUCAGGUUCAUAUAGAAACAGUUGAGAUGGUAACUCUAAAUCAAGGGGCAUGGCGGGGCCUGCGUCUUACACUGCAAAUCAAGGUUUUCGUGAACAGGGAAGAUGGAUAAUUUCAUGGAUGGUAAUGGAGAAACUGUAUUUCUCCAGGUAAAUUAGGGCUUUUGUGAACAUAGGAAAUCGAUGGAUAUGGGCGAGGUCAUGGUAGACUGGUUUUCUGGUGCUUUGUAAUUGCGAAUUUAGGUUUUUAAGAGAAGAGAAGAUGGCGACCAGGGCUAGGUCAUGGAGGACUGCGUUUCUUACUCUGAGGGACGAGAUGCUUACGUCUCCUGCUCCUGCAACUGUUUUAUUGCUCCUUCGAGACCUUCUCUCUCAAGCCAAAUCCAUAUCGCCUGCAGCUCCACAUCUUCCUUCCCAUGAAGUGGCAUCAGAUGUGAUGCUACUCGUGCAAUUGUUGGGUAGCCUACCAAAGAGUGUGGAAGCAUCUGAUGUGUUUAUUGAUAUCUGCCAUUUGAUCUAUGAUAUUAGCUGUCGAGUUCGUCUUGACUUGCACUCAACUUCUCAAAUUGCUAUGAUGAACUUUCUUGGAAGCGUUCUGGAGCAUUUUUGCUGCGAAGAUGAAGUGAAGAGAGACUGCAUUGGCGAUUCUGGUAUCAAGAAAAAAACAAUGAUGGAGACUUUGCAGAUUCUUGGUCAUAUUGCCAGUGAGAACGGUGGGAAGUUUUCAGAGCUUGAGAAUGCACAGAUGGUCAAGCUUCUUCUCCACAUAAUUUCGAUGUCUCAUGCUGAGCUCUUUCUUAUAUCUCGUUCAAGUAAUGACUGGGGUUGUGCUAGAGAUUUUGGAUACAAAGUACGUCGAUCUGAAACUUUAUGGGAUGUUCGGUCCUUGGCUUUAGUUAUGAUGGGAGAUGCAUUUUCUAGGAUUGGAGCUACAAUUUCAGCAGAUAUAUGGCAAUCCACAUUGGAGGUCUUGAGGAAAAUUAUGGAUGUGCUGGCAUCAAAGUCGGUGCUUGUAGUUGAUAGUGUAUUGUCCAGGUACUAUACCUCUCUUCUCCAUUGCUUGCAUUUGGUGCUUUCAGAUUCAAGAGGUUCUUUAACAGAGCAUGUGGCUGGUUUGAUGGCAUCACUGAAAAUGUUUUUCUUUUAUGGGCUUACGGAUAAAUCGACAUCUGACAAUGCUAGUCAUAAAAUCAAGGAUUGCAUUACUGAAGGCUCAACAGCAGAAUCAGAAAAGUCCCAAAGAUCUACAUAUCGUCCUCCUCACCUCCGUAAGAGAGAGGUAGGAUUGCAGUCAGUAUCAGAAGAGCCGCCUGGUAUUGGUAUGACAUCAUCUGAAUCAGAGCAUAGUGAUAGUGAUGGGUCACUAAAGGAUGUGGACCACUUUCGGUGUUCCAAGGCUCGAGUAGCUGCUAUAAUAUGUAUACAGGAUCUCUAUCUGGUGGAUCCUAAAACAUUUCAUUCGCAGUUGACAUUGAUUUUGCCCACCACUGAUGUCCUUCAACCUCGGAAUUAUCAGGGAAAUUUAAUGACUUGCUUGCUAUAUGAUCCUGUGUUGAAGACAAGGUUGGCAGCAGCUGCCACAUUGGCUGCAAUAUUGGGUGGGCCUUCUCCUGUCUACCUGCAAGUAGCUGAAUACAAGGAGUCCACUAAAUGUGGUUCAUUUACCUCACUUUCCAGCGCUCUUGGUCAAACACUGAUGCAACUUCAUUCAGGUCUUCUAUACUUAAUUCAACGUGAAAGUCAUAGCGGGUUGCUGACAUCCUUGUUUAAAGCUCUCACUCUUUUGAUUUCUGCUACUCCAUAUUCUCGCAUGCCUGAAAAGCUACUUCCUGCUGUUAUUUUGUCCUUGCAAACAAGAUCAACGGAGUUCUUUGAUGCUGUAACUGAUCAGAGUUGUUUGGCGGCCUCCGCUGUCAGUUGCUUGGGGGCAGCUCUUUCUAGCUCUCCUCCAUCCUCACAAGUUGCAGAAAUGCUCAAAGAAGAGAUAUCAACAGGUAUUGGUAGGAAUCAUGUGAAAUUAGGUCUAAUUGCAACCUUGCUUUUAUAUUCACGAGGAACACAACAUCCUAGCUUAUGCUCUGAGGCUCUCCAGGUUCUUAGAGCUGUAAUACACAACUAUCCCGAAGUAAUGUCUGCUUGUUGGGAGCGAGUGUCUUGUAUUGUUUAUGAAUUGCUAAAAUUAUCAAGCUCAGGUGGUACAAGCUAUGAAAUUCUGCUGAAGCCAUGUAAAGGGGAUUCUGGUACAGAAAGAUUUGUUGUGGCAGCCAUAAAGGCAUUGGAUGAAUUGCUUAGAGCGGUAUCUGGAUUCAAAGGCUUGGAUGAUAUCAUCGAUGACAGACCAAUGGAUUCUCUCUUUGUUUCCAAGAUUCCAAGAAAAAGCACAGUAUAUUCAGCUCCUUUGUUAGGUGUAAUAGAUGGCAAGGAAGUCUUUAAAGCAAGUUCAAUUUCUGAUACACCAGGAAGCAAAGAGUGGAAUGAAGUGAUUGAGAAGCAUCUCCCCAUGUGUCUGUUAAAUGUUGCUCCAAUGAUACGAUCUGCUGCAAUAAUUUGUUUUGCUGGCUUAACAUCCUCUGUAUUUUUCUCCCUCUCCAAGGACAAACAGGAUUUUGUGCUUUCUUCUGUUGUUAAGGCAGCCUUGUUUGAUGAGAUUGCAGCGGUUAAUGCAGCAUCAUGUCGAGCAAUAGGUGUUAUAUCAUGUUUUCCUGAAAUACCACACAGUGCGGAGAUUAUGGAUCAGCUUAUCCAUGCUAUUGAGGUUAACACUCACAAUGCAUUAGUUUCGGUGCGGAUCGCUGCCUCUUGGGCUUUGGCAAACAUUUGUGAUUCUCUUCGCUAUAGUGCUAGCAAUCUGCAGUCAGGGAAGUGUUCAUCAGGUCCAAAUACGAACCAUCACCGUGCAUCUGUUUUAGCUGAAUGUGCUUUGCGGUUGACAAAGGAUGGGGACAAGAUGAGGGCAAAUGCCGUAAGGGCUCUUGGCAAUCUCUCGAGAUUCGUUUGCUUCUCAAGCUGUUCCCAUUGGUUGGAAAGAAUGGUGCAAGCAUUUGUAUCUUGCGUUACAACAGGAAAUGCCAAGGUCCAGUGGAAUGUUUGUCAUGCUUUGGGCAACCUUUUCUUGAAUGAUACCAUUAGGCUACAACAUAUGGCUUGGAGUUCUUCAGUUUAUAGUAUUCUUCUGCUGCUUCUACGUGAUUCGACCAAUUUCAAGAUCCGUAUACAUGCUGCUGCAGCAUUAGCAGUUCCAGGAAACAGGCAUGACUAUGGGAAUUCAUUUUCCGAUGUUCUUCAAGGCUUGGAGCAUGUAUUGGAAUCACUUGGGUCAGAUCAAGGUGUUAUGCCUUCUAGUUUCCAGUAUAAGAAGACUCUUGAAGAACAGUUGAGUUCAACGACCUUGCACGUUCUCAGCCUUGCUUCUUCUGAAGAUUACCGGUCUUUAAAAGACUUCCUCAUCAAAAAAACUUCAUUUUUUGAAGUCUGGCUCAAGUCAACAUGCUCUUCAAUAGAACAAACUCAGGCUGAUCCUCCCUCAGAAGAUACUGCAACCAAUUUUGAGAGAGAUGAAUCUGUUUCCUCUGUGGAUGAGUUAUAUAAGCAGAGGAAGGCUUUGAUAUCUGAUGCCAUAAAAUCUUUAAUUGAACUCUAUAAGAGCAACAACCACCAUAACAUAGCUAGGAAGUUUGAGAAAUUGGAGGGUCAUUUAUCAUAGAAGAGAGUGAGUAUUUAUUGUGAGGUAAAUAAAAUGCCAUAUCUAAAUAUGGAUUUGAGAGAGAGUAUUUAUUGUGAGAUUCCUAUCAUUGUAAACGGAACGCUGAGAUAGAGAGAGAGGAGAGAAAGAGGGAGUAUUUUGGUGGUUCAAAUGAUUUCUUGAGAUAAAUGACCUCCACCUCGAAGGGUUGAUGAAAAAAUCGACUCUUCUAACUGAGAAAGAGAUCAUUAGAAUCUAUUAAACCCAGAUCUUUAGAUGUUACAUUUACCACCAUUUUCCUUGGAGGCUCCUACCAUUGUAAAUGAAAUGCCAUUUCUAA
Amborella trichopoda is the source of this 4069-nucleotide messenger RNA. Lineage: Eukaryota; Viridiplantae; Streptophyta; Magnoliopsida; Amborellales; Amborellaceae. The record is from RefSeq and is a predicted model, not a curated record.